CCGUUUUCUCAAACUAUCCUUAUGUUGUGGGGUUUCAAGUCUGGAAGCAGCCAGCUAAAUUAAUUACGAAAGACAUAUAUUCUCUCCGUAGAUUCUACGUUGUAGGUAGCCGCCAAAAGCAGCUCUCUCAGCAAUUCAGCCUACCUUCAGUCCAAAGCCAGCUUUUGAUGAUCGAACAUAUAUACGGUGUAAUUCGUUCAUUUUCCGAUCUGUACAUUAUCUGUAAGCUAGCUAGAGAUAUAGUAUUGUUCAUAUUUCCCCGCGAAACGCUGAUUCCGGCCAUCAAUGUCUUCCCCACCGGACGGCAGCUUCUCGACGCAGCUCAUAGACGGCAAUGGAGAGUUCAACGUCCAAGGACUGCAAGGUUUCAUGGACGCCAUUAAGUUCCAUCAGUGCGGCCUCUCCUAUGCCGUUGUGGCUAUUAUGGGUCCUCAGAGUAGUGGGAAAAGUACUUUACUGAAUCAUCUCUUCAGCACAAAAUUCAAAGAAAUGGAUGCUUAUAAAGGGAGGAAUCAAACAACGAAAGGCAUAUGGAUAGCAAAGGCGGGGGCGGUUACUGAGCCGUGCACCAUCGUCAUUGAUUUGGAAGGCACCGAUGGCAGGGAAAGGGGUGAGGAUGAUACAGUAUUUGAGAAGCAAAGUGCUUUAUUUGCUUUGGCAAUUGCAGAUGUUGUGCUAAUAAACAUCUGGAGUCACGAUAUUGGGAGGGAUCAGGCUGCCAACAGACCCCUCCUGAAAGCUGUAUUUCAGGUCAUGAUGCGCUUGUUUCGUCCUCGCAAAACUACCCUUCUGUUCAUUAUACGUGACAAAACAAAGACUCCAUUGAAGCAAUUGAGUUAUAUUUUGCAGAACGAUAUCCAAAAGAUAUGGAAUGGAGUUCCUAAGCCACAGGCUCACAAGCACACUCGACUGGAUGAAUUUUUCAAUGUAAAGGUCCAUGCCUUGUCAAGCUAUGAGGCGAAUGAAGAAAAGUUCAAAGAGGAGGUUCUUAAGCUUAGAGAGCACUUUUAUAAGUCUACUUCUCCAGGAGGUAUUGCUGGGGAUAGACAGGAAGUUGUAGCAGCUUCAGCAUUUUCAUAUAGUGCACAAAUGAUAUGGAAAGCUAUCAAAGAGAAUAAGGAUCUUGACCUGCCCGCUCACAAGGUCAUGGUUGCCACUGUGCGCUGUGAAGAAAUUGCCAAUGAGAAGCUCAGUCUCUUGACAAAGGAUAAGGAUUGGUUGGAGGUUGUAUGCUCAGUUCAGGAUCGUGCAAUUUCCAGAUUUGGUGAAAGACUAAGUCGGAUAAUAGAUACCUGUCUGUCUGAAUAUGAUGGCGAGACUAUAUAUUUUGAAGAAUCAGUAAAAAAUGCUAAACGCCGAGAUCUAGAGUUGAAAAUUUUGGAGAAGUUUCGGCCUGCUUAUAUUUUCCAACUAGACCAUUUAUGUGCUGCUGAAUGUGAAGCUUUUAAGGUAAAACUGGAACAGUCAUUGUGCAGAGGAGAAGGGUUUGCUUCUUCUGUCCGUCAACAUACGCAGUCAAGUGUGCUUCUUUUUGACACAAAAUGUUCAGAAGCUGCAAUAAAGCAAGCUAAGUGGGAUUCUUCAAAAUUCCGUGAAAAGCUUUGCCAUGAUAUUGCGACUCAUGCAUCUUCUGUUCGUAAUGAUAGAUUGUUAAAAUUAGAGUCUAGCUACAAGAAACAGCUUACAACAGCACUCGCGGGACCUGUGGAGUCACUGCUAGAUGCUGCCGACAGAGACGCAUGGGCUUGUAUCAGAGAUCUUCUGAAACGAGAGAUUGAUGUGGCACUAGCAAAUUUCUAUGCUGCGGCAUCGGGCUUUGAAUUGGACAAAGAGGUAUUGAAUAAAAUGGAGAAAAGUUUUAGGGACUAUGCGAGAAGUGUUGUGGAGACAAAGGCAAGACAGGAAGCUGGGAGGAUUUUAAUUCGCAUGAAGGAUAGGUUCAUGCAUGUAUUUGGCCAUGAUAUUGAUUCAAUUCCAAUGAUCUGGACUGGCAAGGAAAAUAUUAAAGCAAUCACGAAGAAGGCACAGUCUGCGUCCCUAAAUCUUUUAUCCAUUAUGGCGGCUAUACGCCUGGAUGACAAACCUGACAAAAUAGAGAGCAUACUAUUUUCUUCACUAUUGGAUGAAGCAUCCUCAAAUUCCAAGGAAAGAUCAAUUGGAGUUUCUGGUGACCCUCUUGCUUCAAGCAAAUGGGAAGAGGUUCCACCAGAUCACACACUUAUAACACCAUAUCAAUGUAAACAGUUGUGGGGACAGUUUAAGAUGGAAACAAAGUACACCAUUAGCCAAGCCUUAUCUGCGCAGGUAGCAUACAGGCAAAACAAUAAUUGCUUACCUCCCUCAUGGGCGAUUCUGGCAAUGAUUGUAUUGGGGUUCAAUGAAUUCAUGCUUCUGUUGAGGAGUCCUCUUUACUUGAUGGUUUUAUUCGUUGUAUUUUUACUUGGGAAAGCCAUGUGGGUACAGAUGGACAUUUCGAGAAAGUUUCAAAAUGGCACUCUCUCUGGACUUUUUUCGAGAUUUCUUCCCACGGUAAUGAGACUUUUAAGUGGCCUUGCUCAUGAAGCUCAGGGUCGUCCCUCUCCAGAACCAUCCAAGCCUCCUCAAAGCUAUAGAAAAUGAGCCGAGAAUCAAUCGUCGUAUAUGUUCACUCACAGACAGUGAUGUUCAUGCAAAAAUGGAGCAGAAAUUAUGUUGUAUGUUGUGCUUGUAUCGUUUUAGAGACCACAGUAUGGUACUACUAUACACAUUCAUACUUCAGCAUUUGCCACAUACUAAAACAUUGACUUCAUCUACAGCGAUAUACAAAUGUGUACAUUAUGCGGUCUCCACUAGCCUAACAGUUCCACAAACAUGUCUUUUCCGUUUAAACUGUUGAUGAACUCUCUUACAAUCUUUAGUUAAUUAAUUAAUAUUGGUCAUC
Molecule: messenger RNA, 2920 nt
Organism: Cuscuta europaea
Lineage: Eukaryota; Viridiplantae; Streptophyta; Magnoliopsida; Solanales; Convolvulaceae
Source: the annotation of a GenBank genome assembly